Molecule: messenger RNA, 5636 nt
Organism: Esox lucius (northern pike)
Lineage: Eukaryota; Metazoa; Chordata; Actinopteri; Esociformes; Esocidae
Product: NACHT, LRR and PYD domains-containing protein 12-like
Exons: 14
Coding region: 810-4637 (1275 amino acids)
Molecular function (GO): protein binding
Source: RefSeq, a predicted model, not a curated record
UUGUUUUUUUUUUUAAAUGUGUUUUUUAUUUAUCACAGCAGUGUGAAAUUGGCUGCAAUAGUGUCUGAUCAUUGAGGACUGUGUUGGUUAAAUGAAAACUAAUAGCAUUUUCACAAAUAUGUGUAUGUUUUGACUGAGGUGUGUAUGUUUUGCGUCAUUUUGCAAACAAUCUAGGAAUCAUGCAAAUUGAGUGUGGUGUUUGGAUAAUUGUGAUUAUAUUUUGAAAAAAAGAACAAUUGAAAAAAACUGUAAUGGCUGUGUGCGGGCAAAACUGUGCUUGGGCGGUUCGAUUUACAGAUAGGAUUGUACAGAAAAAGAGUUCUUCAAGGCAUUUCAUGCGGGAUUUUAGGUUGACAGUCAAUAUAAUCUGGCAACCCUGACUGCACAGUCCACACAAACGAAAGUAAAAUAUUUUUUGUUCAGCACGCAGUUGGUAUUUGUCGACACAGUACGCGCCCGAAGCAAAAUACAUUUGUGAGUUUUUCAGUACAAUCAGGUAAAGAUUUGAAUAGAGAACACUUCGAGAAAGUGACAUUUAUAAUUAAGUAUUUAUAUAUUCCAUGUCCUCCAGCAAGGCGAUUUCUUUAUUAGAGGUAAAUUAAAGUCUUGCGUGUCUCAUUUUGGUUUGAAUAACGUCAUCCAGCCCAGCUUAUGUAUACUAUUUAUAGUGAAGAUAUAUAUAUACAUAUACACACUACCAUUAAAACGUUUUGGUUCACUUCAGAGGAGACUUAAUUGUCCUCUGAACAAGGGUAAGAACUGUCGGUCUUGCCAUGUAAAAUAUACGUUUAUAUCAGUUGAUAGUGGGGAUGUGGCGAUCUCGUACUCUUAUCCAAAAUCGUUUCCGUAAGCGUAAUUACAUACGUUGUAUUGCGAUCAAGGCCCCAGCGUCAUCUAAGCGCGGCCACAGAGCCCGUCAACGUAAGAGGCUACUAGAUUUUGAAUCCACUGCUUCUAAAAUGAGUCACUCUGGGGACAGAGAGGAGGGGACCACUGCCUCUAAAAGGAGCCUUCUUGAGGGAACCGCUGCCUCUAAAAGGAGCCUUCUUGAGGGAACCACUGCCUCUAAAAGGAAGAGACGCAGGGUCCAUCAGGAGAGACCAGACUCCCCUGUCCCCAGUUGUCAGUCAGAGAAGGAUGAACACACUAUGGGACGACCAAUAGACUUCAGAGAGGGAGACUUAUCCUCUGAACAAGGGGUCCGUCCAGAGAGACCAGACUCCCUUGUCCCCUGCUGUGUGUCCAUGAAGAGUGGUCACUCGAUGGGACUGCCAGAAUAUUUCAGAAAGGGAGAACAAGGGGUCCAUCAGGAGAGAUCAGACUCCCCUGUCCCCAGCUGUGUGCCCAUGAAGAGUAAUCACACGAUGGAACGGCCAGUAUCAUUCGGAGAGGGUGACUUGUCCUCUCAUCAAGGGCGUGUUCAGCAUGAGAAAUCAACACAGAUGAAAUUUCAGACUGUUCUGAGACCCCAUCAAGACAUAAAGACUAAACUGGGACUGAAGUAUCAACACCUAUCUGAAGGACACCAAGGAAAAAGAACUCUCGUGAAGGACAUUUACACAGAUCUCUACAUCACAGAGGGUGGAAGUGGAUGGAUCAAUGAAGAACAUGAAGUAAGACAGAUCGAGAUGGCAUUCAAAAGAGAAAACACACAAGAGACAACAAUCAAAAGCAACGACAUCUUCAAGCCAGUAAGCCAACAGCAGUGGGAUAAUACCAAAUUGAGAGGUUUGAGAAACCUGACAAAAGGAAUUGCUGGCAUUGGAAAAACAGUGACUGUGCAGAAGGUCAUCCUUGACUGGGCAGAGGGAGAAGCCAAUCAGGACAUUGAUUUCAUGUUUCCUCUUCCUUUCCGUGAUCUGAACCUAAUAAAGGGCCAAUAUAGUCUGAUGCAACUCCUUUCCCUCUACUUCCCAGAGCUGAAAGAGAUUGACAGUAUUGAAGAUGAUGAAACCAAAACUGUUUUCAUUUUGGAUGGUCUCGAUGAGUAUCGACUUCACCUUGACUUCAAAAACAAUCAGAAGUGCUACGAUGUCACAGAAUCAAAUUCAGUGGAUGUUCUGCUGACAAACCUCAUUGAAGGGAAUAUGUUUCCAUCUGCUCUCCUCUGGAUAACCACCCGACCAGCAGCAGCCAAUCAGAUCCCUCCAGAGUGUGUUGACCAGGUGACAGAGAUACGAGGCUUUAAUGAGGCACAAAAGGAUGAGUACUUAAGAAAGAAAAUCACAAAUCCUAAUCUGGCCAACAACAUCAUCAAACACAUAAAGUCAUCUAGAACCCUUCACAUCAUGUGCCACAUACCAGUCUUCUGUUGGAUAUCAGCCACUGUCCUUGAGAUGAUGCUGAAACAAGAAGAGAAGGAUGAAAUUCCCAAUACUCUGAUCCAAAUGUACUCACAGUUCAUACUCAUUCAAACCAGUGUGAAGAACAAGUACAACAAAGCCACAGAGACAAACCCAAAGGAACCCUCUCAGACAGACAAAGAAAUGAUCCUGAAGCUCUCAAAGCUGGCUUUCCAACAGCUGCAAAAGGGCAACCUGAUCUUCUAUGAGGAGGACCUGAGAGAGUGUGGCAUUGAUGUGACAGAGGCUUCAGGGUACUCAGCAUUGUGUACAGAGAUCUUUAUAGAAGAAUGUGGGUUGUACCACAAGAAAGUCUUCAGCUUUGUUCAUUUGAGCCUUCAGGAGUUUCUAGCAGCAGUACAUGCUCUAGAAUCUUGUCUGGGCAAAGAGGAACAUGUUUUCCCCCCCAAAGCUGUCACUCAAUCCCCAUUCCACUGUGAUGAUGUUGAGGAUAAUGAUGAUGGUGAUGAUGUUGAAGUGAGGAAGCCAGACAAGUUAUACGACUUAUACAGGAGAGCAGUGGACCAGGCCUUGAUAAGUAAGAAUGGACACCUGGACUUGUUCCUCCGCUUCCUUAUGGGUCUCUCACUGAAGUCCAAUCAGGAUCUCUUAAAAGGCCUUCUGACACAGGCAGGAAGUACAACACAGCAAAAUAUGGAAACCUUAAAGAGAACAGAGAAGUACCUGUCAGACAAGAUCAAGAAGGAAUCCUCACCAGAAAGAACUAUCAACUUAUUCCACUGUCUCAAUGAACUUGGUGCCAACUCUCUUGUUGAAAACAUGCAGAUCACCCUACGAUCAGGAAUUCUUUCAGAAGCAAAACUACAACCUCACCAAUGUUCAGCCCUGACCUAUCUGUUACUAAUGUCAGAGGAUGUCCUGGAGGAGUUUGACUUGAAGAGAUACAACAGAUCAGCGGAAGGUUAUCAGAGGUUCUUACCGGUAGUGAAAAACUGCAAGAGAGCAUUACUGAGUAGCUGUAAUCUCAACUACGAAUCAUGUAAAACGCUGGGCUUAGCUCUGCAGACAUCAAAAUGCCUGCUGAAAGAACUGGACAUCAGCUACAAUCACCUGGAAGACAGAGGGGUGGAACUGCUCUGUGCCGGACUAACCAGUCCAAUCUGCAAAAUACAGACACUUGUCUUGGCUCGGUGUAAACUCACAUCUAAAUCCUGUGAGACUCUGAUCUCAGCUCUACGGACACCAAACUGCCUCCUGAGAGACCUGAUUCUCAGCUACAAUCACCUGGAAGACAGAGGAGUCAAACUGCUCUGUGCUGGACCAGCCACUCCAAUCUUCAACAUACGGACACUUGAUCUAGGUCAUUGUGGUCUAACAGAGGGUUGCUGUUUAUAUCUGGCCUCAGUCCUGCGUUCCCCAAACUCACAAAUUAAAAAACUGGAGCUGAGAGACAAUGACCUGAAAGAUGCAGGUGUGACUCAGCUCUCUACUGGAAUGGAGGAUCCAAACUGUAAACUACAUGCACUGGGGCUGUCUGGCUGUCUGGUCACAGAGGAAGGCUGUGCUUCCUUGGCUUCAGCUCUGAGGUCAAAUCCCUUUAACCUGAGGGAGCUGGACCUGAGCUACAAUUACCCAGGAGACUCAGGAGUGAAGCUGCUCUCUGCUGGACUGGACAAUCUACAAUGGAGACCGGAGAAACUCAGUAUGGACCACUGUGAAAAUGACAGGCUGAAAUCAGGACCCCGGAAAUAUGCCUGUGAUCUCACACUGGACCUUAACACUGCAUACACCCACCUCUCUGUGUCUGAGGAGAACAGGAAUGUGACAUUUUCAGAGUUGCAGCCGUAUCCUGUCCACACAGAGAGAUUUGACUACUGGAACCAGGUGCUGUGUAGUGAGGGUCUAACUGGACGCUGUUACUGGGAGGUAGAGAGGAAUGGAGAGGUUGUGAUUGCAGUGACAUAUAAAGGAAUCAGCAGGAAAGGAAAGGAUGAUGACAGUCGGCUUGGAUACAAUGACAAGUCCUGGAGUCUGGACUUCUAUGAUAACAGGUGCUUUGCCUAUCACCACAGUAAGAAAACGUCCAUACCUGACCCCGCCUCGUCUCCCUGGCCCAACAGAGUAGGAGUGUAUCUGGACUGGCCGGCCGGCACUCUGUCCUUCUACAGCAUCUCGUCUGACACACUUAGCCACAUACACACAUUCCACUGUACCUUUACUGAGCCACUCUAUCCAGGGUUUUGGGUUGGGUCAGACUCCUCAGUGUCUCUGUGUCAGGUUCCUGAACUUCCCUCCCUCAGUUGCUCUUCUCAACACGAUAAUCAUCUGCCGUAAAUAUUUUUUAUGCUUCUAUGUGCAUAAAAAAUGCGGAGAGUCCUACACAAUUUUCCAGCCUAUCUGUAAAUGUCCAAAUGCUGCACCGAGAUCUUAAAGAACCAGAACUGUUAUUUUAUCAGAAUCAAUAUGCACCCUUAUAUAAUUUAUAGCUUUAAUCAGGGCCGUUUCAGUACUGUGGUGAGGUCGAAAACAUACAGGAAAACUGAGAGUGGGAGAAAGUGAGAGAGAUAAGACCCUAACCCUAACCCUCUCUUUCACUCCUUUUUCUACCCCCUCCAUUCUUUCUCAUCAAUUCCCUACUCUCCUGUUGUCUCUCCUUUCUCCCCGCUCACCCCCCCUCGCUUUUUUUCUUCAUCUCGUUUUUGGGGGUCUGGUUAUGGGUAAGUAAAAACACAUGCUGGUGUUAAUGAGCAACAAGUGAGGUUGUUUUUGCCCUCACCCGCCUGAUAAUGGUUUUACAACUGAGUUAACAUGUUAUUUAUGCCCUCAUGUGGUUGAUAAUAGAAUUACAGCUGAGUUAACAUGUUAUUUAUGCCCUCAUGUGGUUGAUAAUAGAAUUACAGCUGAGUUAACAUGUUAUUUAUGCCCUCAUGUGGUUGAUAAUAGAAUUACAGCUGAGUUAACAUGUUAUUAAUGCCCUCAUGUGGUUGAUAAUAGAAUUACAGCUGAGUUAACAUGUUAUUUAUGCCCUCAUGUGGGUGAUAAUAGAAUUACAGCUGAGUUAACAUGUUAUUUAUGCCCUCAUGCGGUUGAUAAUAGCAUUACAGCUGAGUUAAAUGGCUGUGCUGCAAAUGUUUCUGUCUUAUGUGUGUCUAUGUAAUGUUUUACCUGUAAAUUUCAUAUAUUUUGUAUACUUUGAUAUUUCUUCCUGUACAGCACUUUGGUCAACGACAGUUAUUUUAAAUGUGCUUUAUAAAUAAAGUUGACAUUGACAUUGACAAGCAAGUUACUGUAACGUUUGUUGGAUUAAACUUGAAAAUAAAGAUAUCUAGCUAA